UGAUUUUGACACGUGCCGGCGGCAGCAGAACUCCACUUGCAGACCUGCAAUUAAUCCAUGGCGGCGGAGCACCAGAUCGUGAUGCUACGAUAAUGGCGAAGGCAUGUAAGUAAAGAUCAGGAGGCAACAGAUAGAGAAAAAGCCCUAUCUCUCUCUCUCCGCCAUGGGCCUCUUCAAUUUCUUCACCAUUGCCACAACUCGGACCAGAACUCGCUCUCUGUUGAAAACCCUUCGUUACAUGAGCAAUGUCCCCGAGAACACGGUCUACGGCGGACCGAAGCCGCAGAUUCCACAGCAACGGGUCACUCUUACCAAUUUGAGACAAAAGCACAAGAAAGGCGAACCGAUCACCAUGGUCACUGCUUACGAUUACCCUGCGGGAGUCCAUCUGGACAUGGCCGGAAUUGAUAUUGCUUUGGUCGGCGACUCGGCUUCCAUGGUCGUGCACGGCCAUGACACCACGUUGCCUAUAAGCUUGGAUGAAAUGCUUGUUCAUUGCAGGGCCGUGGCUCGUGGGGCUAGGAGGCCACUUUUGGUUGGAGACCUGCCCUUCGGUACCUAUGAAUCCAGUUCCGUGCAGGCUGUUGAUACUGCGGUGAGAAUUCUGAAGGAAGGGGGAAUGGAUGCAAUAAAAUUGGAAGGGGGGGCACCUUCUAGAAUAACAGCAGCGAAAGCUAUAGUCGAAGCGGGAAUUGCAGUAAUGGGGCAUGUUGGACUUACUCCACAAGCCAUUAGUGUUCUUGGAGGAUUUAGACCUCAAGGGAAGAAUAUUGCCAGUGCUGUUAAGGGCCUUUUUUUUAGCACAUAAUGCCAGGAAUAUGCCUCUAAAGUUGUGUUUUUGCUGCAAUUACAACAGUUAAAAAGUUCUUAGCAUCUGAAAUUUGCAUGCUAUCUUUUGGCUGUUCAUGUGGGACUCUCAAGGAAUGUUUUAAAGGUGGAACAAAGCCUACCAAAUGAAUUUCAUAGCAGCUCUCAAAUUUGGCUACUUCAUAGAAUAUAUACACAUAUAUAAUUCUUUUUCGCUACCAUGGGUAUUUGGGUCAAGAUACAUGCAUCUCGAGGACAAUCACUCGAUUCUGUAACAUUCGAUUGUUUGCAAAUUUGCUAUUUUGUGUC
This is a messenger RNA of Momordica charantia (bitter melon), 1116 nucleotides long. The record is from RefSeq and is a predicted model, not a curated record. NCBI's taxonomy places the organism in Eukaryota, Viridiplantae, Streptophyta, Magnoliopsida, Cucurbitales, Cucurbitaceae.